Molecule: messenger RNA, 1512 nt
Organism: Uloborus diversus
Lineage: Eukaryota; Metazoa; Arthropoda; Arachnida; Araneae; Uloboridae
Product: intracellular coagulation inhibitor 2-like
Exons: 2
Coding region: 1-1167 (388 amino acids)
Molecular function (GO): serine-type endopeptidase inhibitor activity
Source: RefSeq, a predicted model, not a curated record
AUGGGGGGGGAGGAAGACAUCAUUGAAUCGUUCGAUACUGGAUCCUUCGAAUCUGAGAUUGAGCCUUUCGUUCAAGCACAUAACGAUUUUGCAGUCAGGUUGUUCAAGCUGCUAAAUCGAGAAUCUGGGAAUGUAUUCUUCUCACCUUUCAGCCUUUCUACAUGUUUGGCGAUGCUGUAUUGUGGGGCUGAUGGUAAAACAGAAAAAGAAAUACGAGACACCCUCGGGUAUGACACAGCAAACAUGAAUAAGGAAGAUAUUUCGUCUUCUGUUCAGCAAUUUCUAACGGACUUGGAGAAAAAUCAGGGUGGUUGUGUUUUGGAAUUAGCCAGUUACUUGCUUAUCCAUUCCAGUUGCGUAGCAAAUGAAGAAUUCAAAACAAUUGUCGAGUCGAAAUUCAGAAGUUCCAUAUCAGAAGUAAGUUUUGAUGAAGAUUCCAAACAAAUAAACAAGGAUGUGAAGGAAUGGGUGCAGAAUAAGACACACAUGAUGACUCAUCAUACAGAAUCACUUAAUACGUCAGAUAUCAUGGUCUUGUUAAAUGGAAUUUAUUUCCAAGGAUCGUGGCUUCAGCCAUUUGACAAGCAAUCCACUGUUCUUCAAUGUUUCUACAACCAGGAAGAUGAUGACAACGCCAAGGAAGUGGAAAUGAUGCAUUUGAAAGGAACUCUUCUAUGUUUGGAGAACGAUGAGUACCAAGUUGUUCAGUUACCUUUCAGAGCAGAAGAGAUUGCAAUGUUGGUGUUGCUGCCUACAUCCAAGAUCACCUUGGACGCAUUUGAAGACGAAUUAACGCCAACUUUUAUCCAAGACAUGAGGAGGAACAUGCACAAGAGGAAGGUUCAUCUGGAACUGCCAAAGUUUCGCUUGGAGUAUUGCAAAUCUGUUAAAUCUUGUCUCCAAUCCUCCGGACUAGAAAAGAUAUUUGACAAGACAGCUGAAUUCGGUGGCAUUAGUAGUUCUGAAGCUUUGGUGAUAUCUGAUAUCCUACAUAAAACUGUGAUUGACAUUAAUGAAGAAGGUAGUGAAGCUACUGCAGCAACAGUGUUCACGGUGAAAUGUGAUGAGGCUGAUACCCCUGUUCUUGUGGACCAUCCAUUUAUUUUUGCCAUUUAUGAUUUACGAAGUGAUAUAAUUUUGUUUCUCGGUAAAGUAGGGGAAUUAUAAAGCAAAGUUAUUUAGUAAUAAAUAUAAAGUUGCUAAUGCUUACACUCAAUGGCCAAUGAAUUAGAAACCUUUGCGAUUUGCAUUUGAAUGCGUGCACUGUGCACUGGAAGGAAUAUCAUGAUCAAGGGCGGAUUCAGAAAUUUUUGAAAGGGAGUCAAGUUUCAAUCGCCAGCGUUAUUGACUUGCUUAACUGAUACGUAAAAAGUAUCAGUUAAGCAGGGGUGGCCAUCCCUCAAGGGAGUCAGCACUCCCCCUCAUAUGCCACGAAGCACUGUAUAGCCCAAACGAGAUCAAAACCCUUUCAUUCCCCCCCCCCCCUUCCCUAAAGUUUUCAUUAGCACAACC